GAUUCCUAACCAUCAAUCUGACAAUCGGCUGACUUCAAGCCAGUGGUUUUAACAAACACAGUAUCGACUACGUAUUUUGUGUUUUAUAAUAAGGGCACUCAUGUUUCAUUAAGAACGCCGUAUUACAUAAUAAAAAUAGGUUAGACAGUUCACCUGGAAAGAAAAGCAUCCAACUCGAUUACCUCGCGGAGCAGCGAUGAGGAUCUCGAUAUUUAACGAAAAUGAAUCCGUGCUGUUAGUUGGAGAGGGCAAUUUCUCGUUCUCGCUAGCGUUGUUGCGGCACGAUUUAAAUGUCAAGCUAGUCGCUACCUGUUACGAGGUCGGUGCGAGUCGAGAGACUACAAAACGAAACGUAGAAUAUCUUCGGAAUAAUGGUGUUUGCGUACUGUUCGACGUGGACGCUACGAAAUUGGAGGAGUGCACCUCCUUGAGAACCGAGCCGUUUGACAAGGUUAUCUUUAACUUUCCCCACGUGGGCGGUAAAAUGAGAAUAGAGAAGAAUAGGGACCUGCUUAGAGCCUUCUUUCUGUCAUCCGAAAGGAUAUUGAGAGAUAACGGUCAGGUGUUGGUAACGCUGUGCAACGGGCAGGGUGGAACGCCCGUGGACGAUCCCGGGAGGCGUUGGGACGAUUCCUGGAAGAUCGUUGAGAUGGCUGCGCACGGCAAUCUCGUCCUGACGAGGGUGGAGCCCUUCUUGUGGCACCACUUCCGAGACUAUACCGUUACUGGCUACCGUAGCUUAGAGAAACAAUUUCACACGGCGGGCUCGUUGACACACUUCUUCGUCAAGAGUGAACCACCCACGGUGCACAAUAUCGCACUCGACCGUAAAUUAGAUAUCCCUGAGCGUAACUUCGACGGCACUACGUGGCGAGAGAUGACGACAAAUCUACUCAGGGCGCUAUCUGUUACCGCGUGCGUCCACGAGGAGACUAGACCCACGGCUUUGCGCAGAAGAAAACCGAAAUCGCAAAAUCAAUUAACUGUGCAGCAUUUCGUGGACAUUAAGCAAGUAAAAACUAUUGGAGGAAACGGCGGGGAUGGACAAAUAUCGUUCUUACGAUUGUGGGUGAACGAUCGGGCUGGCCCCGACGGGGGCGACGGUGGGAACGGUGGUCAUGUAAUAUUCGAGGCGAGCUCGAAUGUGAAGGACCUUAAACAUGUGCAGCCAAUAAUUACGGCUAAAGACGGAGAAAAUGGCCUCGGCGACGAAUGUUUCGGCAAAAAUGCACCGCACAAUACAGUACAAGUACCGAUCGGCACAAUCGUGCGUCACGUGGACGGUAAGAUAGUGGCUGAUUUGGAUCGACCUGGAAUGAUGUUCAUUGCCGCGAGAGGUGGUGCCGGCGGUCACGGAAAUGCCUUUUUUAAGUCCAAUGUCAAUCAGUCACCUGAAAUAUCGGAAUAUGGUGCAAUCGGCGAAAGUUUACAAUAUGUAGUGGAAGUAAGAAGUAUGGCCCACAUCGGAUUGAUUGGUCUCCCAAAUGCUGGUAAAAGUACACUUCUGAGAGCGAUAUCCCGAGCUAGGCCAAAGAUAGCAGCGUACCCGUUUACUACUUUAAAACCUCACAUAGGCAUGAUAGAGUACGACGAUUACGAACAAGUUGCAGUGGCCGACAUGCCCGGUCUCAUAGAAAAUUCGCAUAAGAAUAAAGGGCUCGGCAUAACUUUUCUCAAGCAUGCCGAACGCUGUGCCGCUUUAGUCUUUAUCGUGGAUGUCACACUGGAUGAGCCGUGGGAAGCUCUAGAAAUCUUGCGAUACGAGAUUAAUCAGUUUAAUGAAAAGCUGAAUGACAGGCCUCAACUCGUGGUAGCGAACAAAAUGGACUUGCCAGAUGCCGAGAGAAACUUACAGUUACUGAAGAAAAACGUAGACUUACCAAUAAUACCUAUCUCUGCUAAGGUAGGCACUAACGUCUCCGCUUUGUUAAAGGAGAUUAGAAUAUUGUAUGACAAUCUUAAAGGUGACGAAACAAAGAAAAGCACUGACAAUUUUUCAUAGAAAUUAAUUCCCGACGAAAGAAACCACACUGCUCUUUUUACGCAAUAAAGCCGGUAAAAAGUAAAAAAUCU
Messenger RNA from Ooceraea biroi (clonal raider ant), 2073 nucleotides. RefSeq names its product mitochondrial ribosome-associated GTPase 2. NCBI's taxonomy places the organism in Eukaryota, Metazoa, Arthropoda, Insecta, Hymenoptera, Formicidae. The record is from RefSeq and is a predicted model, not a curated record. Gene Ontology annotation, biological process: rRNA base methylation. Gene Ontology annotation, molecular function: magnesium ion binding; GTP binding; GTPase activity. Gene Ontology annotation, cellular component: mitochondrion.